AUGUUGGAUUCCCGCUCAGAGGCAUCCCAACCUUGUUCACCCUCUCUUCCCACAGGGAACAUCAUUCCCACCCGCUCUGUCCACACUCGAAGCUUCCCAGCCCAGCUGCUGGCCCUGACUCCCAAAAGUCUGCCCCUUGCCCUCGAGGGCCCCCAGUGCCUGGAGUGCCGCUACUUGGCUGAGAUAGGCCCGAUAAGCAGGAUCUGCGCGGCCGGGCCCUCCUCCACUGCCUCUGGCGGUGGCCGGUGCGGGAAGCAGGGGUGGGCGCAGAGACCGGCCUGUCUGGAAGCUGCGGAGGCUGGCGAGGGGGUGGCAAAGGUGGAAGUGGUGGUCCGAGCGCCAGGCAGGGCAGGGGCCAGCUGGACACCUGGGCCCGCGGCGUCCCCGAGCGCCAGUGCGCACCGGCGAGGGGUGGGAGCGGCGGAGGGGCCGAGGCGCGCACGUGCCCCUACAGCACCGGCCGUAUCAGGCCGAGGGAUCCUGCGGGCCCGGCCGAGCGGCAGCACCUGUCCUCGAGGGUGGUCUCCGGGGACGGAGGCGUGCCGGGCCGUGCGGAGAGGCGCGGCCCAGAUGGCUACAUCAGAGGGUCUAUUGCUUGUUUCUAGAUUGUCAGCGGGGCUCCACUCCCGUGCGGGCAAUUUUAAUUAACACUAACUACCAAAGGGCCGCUCAGGGCACUUGGCGCAUGUGGCUCGCACCUGCCUGCAAUGCGCCGCGUGGGCCGCCGGCUGACGGCCAUGGGGGAGCCUCCCCGCUUUGCUCUGGCCCUGAAGCGCUGGGAUUGGGACCGCCCUUCCUCCGGACCAGCUCACCCUGGAAAAGCUGGGAAAGCUGGGGUUGCUUUUUCGGGUUUCCUCGGACUCUGGCUCUCCGUUGGCAAAGACAUGCCCAGUCGGGAGGAGUAAGGCCUGAGAGAGUUGUUUUAGUAAGUGAAACGAUUUAAUUUUUUAGAUUUCUAUUUUUAGGAAAGUUACGAAUGCUGAUAAUUUUAAAAAUCAAGAAGGUUCAUUAUGUAAAGCGGCAGCGCUGGGAAUCCGUGCUCUAUGGGCCUCUGGCAUUGCUGCUCCUCUUGUGAGUGAGGCACUCUCUGCCCUGCUGUUUCCCUUACUGUCUUUUAAAGGUUAUUUAUAUUGCAGACAGCCUUGGAAGAGAUAGUACCUUCCUCCGGAGCUAAAGGCAGGCGCACUUCCCAUUAUAAAACUUCAGGCUCCCUAAGCUCAUGCUUCCUCUCCUGUAAAGCA
This is a messenger RNA of Rhinopithecus roxellana (golden snub-nosed monkey), 1241 nucleotides long. RefSeq lists its product as uncharacterized. Lineage: Eukaryota; Metazoa; Chordata; Mammalia; Primates; Cercopithecidae. The record is from RefSeq and is a predicted model, not a curated record. The transcript is spliced from 2 exons. The coding region runs from base 1 to 648 and encodes 215 amino acids.